AUGCAAUUGAUCAAUGCUGGUAGACAUGGGCAUGGUCAUGGACAUCAUGGACAUGGACAUCAUGGACACGGUGGUACCAAUCAUACUCAAUGUCGUCAAGCUCAAAAAUUUUUCAAUCAAUGGUGGCCUCAAUCAGCACUUGCUAGUGCCUUUCAAACGUUAUGUUAUCGAGUAGGAGCUACACAAGCUUGGACUACUCUUCAAGGGUUAUUAGGUGUUCCAGUUACAGGAACAUUGGAUCAAGCGACAUUUCAAGCUCUUCUAAAUAAUAAUAAUCAUGCAUUAUUGGUACAACAAUUACUUGCAGGUGUUACAACUCCUUAA
This is a messenger RNA of Rotaria sp. Silwood1, 324 nucleotides long. The record is from the annotation of a GenBank genome assembly. Lineage: Eukaryota; Metazoa; Rotifera; Eurotatoria; Philodinida; Philodinidae.